AUGUCUUAUCUACAAAACUCGCUGCGGAGAUUCCGCCGCACGCAAACUCAUAAUGUCGACACUUUGCGGUUACAGCCGCUUGCUGAGCUGUCUGGCUCGCUCGGAGACCUGGGGACGUUACUACCGCUCAUGACUGCACUGGUUAUAUCGAAUUCGAUAUCGUUACCCUCCACACUACUCUUCACGGGAGCGGCCAACAUCCUCACGGGCCUUUCCUUUGGUCUACCUCUUCCGGUUCAACCCAUGAAAGCCAUUGCCGCAGUAGCCAUUGCACGCAAGUUUUCCCUCAACGAGAACGCAGCAGCCGGGAUAGUGGUAGCAGCAUUGGUAGGCUUCUUCAGCGUCACAGGUCUGCUCAACUGGGCAAACCGCGUGACGCCCAUUCCAGUUGUCAAAGGCAUCCAAGUUGGAGCUGGACUCUCUCUAUGCCUCAGUGCUGGAUCAAACAUGCUUCUCCCACUGACUUGGACCGGCCCAUGGUGGGGUGACAAUCUCCUCUGGGCCCUCGCAGCAGUCCUCUUGCUCCUCUGCACCUUUGCAUAUCCCCGCAUGCCAUAUGCAAUGAUCGUCUUCACAACCGGCAUCAUUCUCUCCCUAGCAUCGCCCCAGGACGCAGACAUCACAGUACCCGAAGCAGCAAUCCCCAUUCUCCACCCUUCAAGCCACGACUUCUGGACCGCAAUCUCAACUGCUUCGCUCGGCCAGUUCCCCCUCACAAUUCUCAAUUCCGUCAUCGCUGCUUCAGCCCUAGCAGCUGAUUUCUUUCCUUCCCCACCUUACCCCAUCGCCCCCACCGUGACGGAACUCGGCGUCUCAGUCGCCGCAAUCAACCUUGUAGGCUGCUGGUUCGGCGCCAUGCCCGCCUGCCACGGAUCCGGCGGCCUCGCCGGUCAAUACCGCUUCGGCGCCCGCAGCGGCUCAAGCGUUAUUUUACUCGGCUCUCUGAAAUUCACACUAGGUCUCAUCGCCUUUUGGAAAUCACCUUCUAUCAUCACACUUCUCGCUAAUAUCCCUAAAUCUCUGCUCGGUGUCCUGGUCCUCGCUGCUGGUCUGGAACUCGCAAAAGUAGGCGAGAGUGUGAAUACCGAUGCGCGGGACUUGCGCGUGCUGGAGCGGGAUCUCACCUGGGAUGGCAAGAGGGUGAGGGAGCUGGAUGAGCGGGACAGGAAGGAGAGAUGGACGGUUAUGCUGGUUACGGUUGCCGCGCUGCUUACUUUCAAGAACGAUGCUGUCGGCUUUGUGGCGGGGCUCGCGUGGCAUUGGGGAUUUGAUGUUGCGAGGAGGGUGCAGGGGUGGAGGCAUGGCGAGAGUGAGGGCAGGGUGUGGAUGACGGUUGGACAUGGAAGGGAUGAGAGUACGGGCUUGUUGGCGCAUACGGAGUCGGAUACUGUUGCAUAA
Messenger RNA from Bipolaris victoriae FI3, 1398 nucleotides. RefSeq lists its product as hypothetical. Gene Ontology annotation, molecular function: molybdate ion transmembrane transporter activity. NCBI's taxonomy places the organism in Eukaryota, Fungi, Ascomycota, Dothideomycetes, Pleosporales, Pleosporaceae. The record is from RefSeq and is a predicted model, not a curated record. The transcript has a single exon. Bases 1 to 1398 code for a protein of 465 amino acids. Gene Ontology annotation, biological process: molybdate ion transport.